Molecule: messenger RNA, 1455 nt
Organism: Rhineura floridana
Lineage: Eukaryota; Metazoa; Chordata; Lepidosauria; Squamata; Rhineuridae
Gene: PYM1
Product: PYM homolog 1, exon junction complex associated factor
Exons: 3
Coding region: 345-1001 (218 amino acids)
Biological process (GO): exon-exon junction complex disassembly
Cellular component (GO): exon-exon junction complex; cytoplasm
Molecular function (GO): RNA binding
Source: RefSeq, a predicted model, not a curated record
CUCGAGUGCCUGCGCUCUCCCCUGCCACUUCCACCACCAUCCUGCCUCACGCUAAAUCCGCCAUGUAACUCCCCCGCCGUCCGACCGCUAUAGUGUUCGAUUCUCCUCGGGAAUACGCUCCUCCUUUUCUCCAUCCUUGCUCCGCCUUUCGCUUCCAUUCUGUUUCGCGCCACGCCCCCUCUUCUGUUCCCCAUCGCCCGGGCCCCGUUGGGUAUUCUGCUCAGCUUCCGCUGUGGCCCCGCCCCUCCACUGUUCGCUCCCCUUUAGCCCCGCCCCUUGCAGUGGGAGUUCCGCGGCCGUUGGGGCCAGUCCUUCUCUUCCUGGCAGUGGGUUCCUUUGGCCGGAUGUCGGAGGUGGAGUUGGGCUCUCCUUGCCUCCCUCCUGUAGCACGGGGAAAAUACAUCGCCUCCACACAACGUCCAGAUGGUACCUGGAGGAAACAGAGGAGGGUGAAGGAGGGCUAUGUUCCUCAAGAAGAGGUGCCUGUGUACGAGAAUAAAUAUGUGAAAUUCUUCAAAAGCAAACCAGACCUACCUCCGGGCUUGAAUCCAGAGGUCAACACUCCAGUGGCCAGGCAAGUUGCAAAAGGACUGGAGAGUGGUGAGACAGGUCUCUCCAAGACAGCCAAGAGGAACCUAAAACGCAAAGAGAAGAGAAAGCAACAGCACGAGAAAGGGGAGCGCGAUACGGAUGACCUGAUCCAGUCAUUAGAGAAAACUACCUUGUCAGUGACACCAGGUAGCAGUAGGGAUGGUAAGCUGGCUGUUCCUGAUGGCAGCACAAGGUCCCCUGCAGGCAGUGGUGAUGCCUCAUCUGCCACAGCCACCUUGGAGAAGAACAAGAAAAUCAAAAACCUGAAAAAGAAACUGCGACAGGUGGAGGAAUUGCAGGCACGGAUUGACUCUGGGGAGAUCAAGCAACCGACCAAAGAGCAGUUGGACAAGCUGGCUCGAAGGAAAGCUUUGGAAGAAGAACUUGAGGAUCUGGAAUUGGAUUUGUGAGGGUUGGAAUUUCAACUGGACAUAGUGUGCAUAGGAACAAACCGUCCCUAGGGGAACAUUCUGAGAACUGUGCAACACACAGACCAGACAAAGCUGUCUUCAGGCUCUUCCUUUGUACCUUUUAUUUUAUUUUAUGUUGGGUGCUGUCUGAAUUCUAAAAAGUAUUUCUCUGAGCUAUUAAUGUGUUAGAUACCUGAGGACUCUAAAAUGUCGUUGCCACCUUCCUUAAGUUCCCUUAUAUUUAGUCUCUUCCUCCCUGUUGAGGUGGGUGGCAGGAAAUGCCAUAGCCCCGGGUGGCUAGCUUUCCGAGGCAGCCAAGUGGGUGGCGGGUUCCAUAUCUCCUUGCCCCUGUAUAAUACCUUCAUGUUCUCUGUAAUGGCCACUCCACCUUCCGCCUUCUCUUCCCCCUUCUCAUUUUUAAAACAGAUGCAAUAAUAAAAAUUGCAGUAGUGUC